GAGGUGUCUCCGUCGCCCCGCGACCAUUGCCCUCGACGCACAUCGGAUAUCUCCCAAUCGCCGACUACAGAGGUGUGUCGUCGUCCCACGCCAGGCUUACAUUCCCGUGAACAGGAUUGAAGUCAUCUCAGCAUUAUUUCCAUAAAUAUUCGCUCCAUUAUUCUUGUAAAUUGCUUCAAUGGCUUUGGGUUCUCACAGAGGUGGUGGUUUUUAUGGAGCCGAACCCUACCGGUCAAGAGAUGGAUUGAGUACAAGACAGGUUGGCAGUUCAGAUGAAAUACAGCUGCGUAUUGAUCCAAUGCAUGGAGAUUUGGAUGAUGAAAUCACUGGUCUUCGAAAACAAGUUAAACAGCUUAAAUAUGUUGCCCAGGAAAUUGAAUCAGAAGCUAAAUUCCAGAACGACUUUAUUAGCCAGCUGCAAAUGACAUUGAUCAAAGCUCAAGCUGGGCUGAAAAACAAUAUGAGGCGGCUUAAUAGGAGUAUCAUCCAGGAGGGAUCAUCCCAUGUAAUGCAUGUUGUACUCUUUGCACUGCUCUGCUUCUUUGUCAUCUAUUUGCUGGCCAAGCUCUCACGGCGAUGAAGGGGAGUCUCGCGCAACUCUUGUGCUACUCUACUUGCACAUCGCCUGCGUGAAAAUAUAUCAAUAUGUUUUUAAAAAUAUACUCAAUUAGACUUGUGCUCGUGUGUUGCAUAGGAAGAAUAUUUUUUCAUAUUUUAAAAAUAUAUACAUUUGAUCAAAAAGUGUCAUGCAUAUACAACAAAUGUCGAGUUAUGAUCUGCACAAUUUGUUUUAUAAAUCAAAUUAAAAUAUUAACGUGACAAUGAAGAUACAGUGGGGGU
This is a messenger RNA of Cuscuta campestris, 840 nucleotides long. NCBI's taxonomy places the organism in Eukaryota, Viridiplantae, Streptophyta, Magnoliopsida, Solanales, Convolvulaceae. The record is from the annotation of a GenBank genome assembly.